AUGCCACGAGCAAAAGGAAAAGGAGGAAAGAGAGGAGGCCGAAGAGGUGGGAUGAGCUCCGAAGGGCGUGAAUUAGAAUUUAAAGAAGUGGGACAAGUGUAUGCACAAGUCACUAGGAUCUUAGGGAAUCGACGUAUCGAAGCUUACUGUUUUGAUGGGAAACAACGGUUGUGCCAUAUUAGAGGACAAAUGCAACGCAAGGUGUGGAUAUCAGUAGGAGAUGUUGUGUUAGUAUCGUUGAGAGAAUAUGAGGAGGAUAAAGCGGAUGUCAUCAAAAAGUAUAAUGCGGACGAGGUCAUCCAAUUGAAGAAAUAUAAAGAACUCCCCGAGAGACUGCAGACAGAAGAGGUUGGCCAAAAGAAAGAUGUAAAUAUCCGUUUUGGUGUUGGAGACAAAGUCUCUGACGAUAGUGAUGCGGGCGAUUUUGAUGAUGAAGAAAAGGAGGACGACGAUGAAGACAGUCAAGACGAUUUGCCACCACCACAAAACCGAGUAUAUACCCUUGAUGAUCUUUAA
Molecule: messenger RNA, 516 nt
Organism: Entamoeba invadens IP1
Lineage: Eukaryota; Evosea; Mastigamoebida; Endamoebidae
Product: eukaryotic translation initiation factor 1A, Y-chromosomal, putative
Exons: 1
Coding region: 1-516 (171 amino acids)
Biological process (GO): translational initiation
Cellular component (GO): cytoplasm
Molecular function (GO): RNA binding; translation initiation factor activity
Source: RefSeq, a predicted model, not a curated record